Molecule: messenger RNA, 1877 nt
Organism: Dalotia coriaria
Lineage: Eukaryota; Metazoa; Arthropoda; Insecta; Coleoptera; Staphylinidae
Product: exocyst complex component 3-like
Exons: 4
Coding region: 435-1877 (480 amino acids)
Biological process (GO): exocyst localization; exocytosis
Cellular component (GO): exocyst
Molecular function (GO): SNARE binding
Source: RefSeq, a predicted model, not a curated record
UAUAAAUAUGUAAUUAUGAUGCAGUGGCAGCUGGGGCAAAAGGAAAAAUGGCCGCAAGUGAAGUGCAAAUGUUUGCUGUACUUCAUUUACGAUGCUAUUGAAACAAUUGGUGCGAUGUCAAAUUAUCUUCUCUCGCGAACAAAUUACAAAAGUGUAAACUGAUUACGGCAUAAAUGUAUUGAUAAUAUAAGCUAAUUUAUAGAAUGUCAUAGAAAAGAGAAUAUCCAGUUUCCACUCCUUUAAUUCAAUUUUAUUGCAACAGAAGUGAAGUUUAACAUUAAUGGUGUGGGAUUGCGCAUGCGCAGAUUUAAAACAAGUGGACAGCUGAUGAAUCAAGACAUAGCCUAAAUGUGUAACACUAAAAACAUGAAAAAUUGUCGCUAAAAUAAUGUUUUACCAAUAAUUAUUAGUUGCAAGACAUUAAAACAUACAAAAUGGUUGAUCCAAGAAGUAAAGUGAACAUGAAAGAACUCGACGUGGAGUCGAAAAAAGACGCGACCAAGCACAUUGUCAACCUGCUGCAGCGUCCUGGCCAGCUGGAGAAGGUAGCAAUGUUUAAGAAAAGGUACAGCCGAAAGAAAGCAUCUGUUGAAGCACUAUUAAAAUCAGCAAUGCAGAGUCAACUCAAUGGUGUAAUUGAUGGCCUUAAUUUAUUAGCAACAAGCAUUGUGGACAUGAAAGAGGUGGAAGUAACUUUAAAAUCAAUGAACAAGUACUUUGAAACACUCCCAACACUCUCUAACAAUCUCCGAGAAGUUCGCGAGGAAAAUAUGCGUCAUUCUCAAUAUGUCACUGCAAAAGAAAACCUUAAACACAUCUUCACUGUACCAGAAAGCAUUGAAAAGACUAAUCAAUGGAUUAGUGAUGGUAAACUUUUGCAUACACAUCAAUGCCUAAGAGAUUUAGAAAACUCUCGGGAUGAUUUGCUGUUUGAGUUGCAUAAACUUCCAAAUCAAUCCAUGGGAGUUUUAACUGUGAAGAAAUAUUUCUCUGAAGUGGAGACUUUGUCUACUAAGUUAGAAGGACAAUUACGGUUGAAUUUAACGCGGACAUUGAAUGCAGUAAGGAAGAAACCGACUGUUAUUGUCACAGCGUUGAGAAUUAUCGAAAGAGAAGAGAAGAGCGAUGAAGAGGCGAUUAAACAGCAUAAAAACAACGGGUUUAUGCCACCUGGGCGUCCAAAAGAAUGGAAAAAGAUGGCGUUUAAGGUGUUGGAACAAGAAGUCGCAUUGAGAAUUGAAGGAAAAUUAGUAGAAGAAAGAGCAGAUGAUAAAUUAUGGCUGGUGAGAUAUUUAGAGCUCAUCAGACAGUUAAUUUUAGAAGAUUUGCGUGUGGUGAAGACACUUUGUGUUCCUGUCUUUCCGCCCUCUUAUAACAUCAUUGAUGAGUACAUUAAAAUGUAUCAUAAGUGUUUAUCAAAACAGCUUAAUGAAAUAAUCGAGAAUGGUCUGGAAGGCAACGAAUACGUCUCCAUUCUAGCCUGGACCUUAAACACCUAUCUUGGUCCUGAAUUAAUGGGACAUCCCGAUCUUAUCGAACAUACCAAAACCCUCCCUCCACUUCUAGAGGAUGCAGUUCUAAAGAACUUAAAACAACAGUAUUUGAGUAACAUGGAGAAGAAUUACACCGACUGGUUGGAGAAAACAUUGGAGACUGAAGUUCAAGAGUGGAAAUCGCAUGUUCCGCCUAUUCCGGAUGUUAUUCUGCGCACUUCCGGUCCGUCUAUUAUAUUCGAAAUGAUCGGACAGAAUUUAGAAGUCACCAAGACCAUUAAUCAAGAGAUUACGAACGAAGCGCUGUUUUUGAGCAUUCGACAUGUGGAAAACUACUCGAGGAUGUACGUACCGUUGAGUUCAAGCAGAGACACUUUGAGAUAG